UACAUUCACAUCCCCACUUGAACCAAUUCAGUGGACCAUUCUAAAACCAAACCACCCACUUCACAUUUUUCUUUCUAACUUCCAAUGGCUCUCCAGGCUGCUUCCUUGGUUUCUGCUUCUUUCAACAUUGCUAAAGAGGGAAAGUCUGGGGUGCCUCUUAGGGACACCACAAUGUUUGGUCUUUCAAUGUCUGACACUCUCACCUCUCCCUCAUUGACAUGCAAAAGGGAGUUCCAACAAAAAUUUGGCCCUGUGAGGGUCCAGUCAGUGGCGACAACAACUCCAGGAGUCACAAAGUCUGCACCAGAAGGCAAGAAAACUUUGAGGAAAGGCAGUGUUGUGAUCACUGGGGCUUCCUCUGGAUUAGGCCUUGCCACUGCCAAGGCUUUGGCUGAGACAGGAAAGUGGCAUGUGAUAAUGGCAUGCAGGGAUUUCCUGAAAGCUGAAAGGGCAGCAAAAUCUGCUGGCAUUGCUAAGGAAAACUACACCAUCAUGCAUUUGGACCUUGCCUCUCUUGACAGUGUCAGGCAAUUUGUGGAUAACUUCAGGAGGUCUGGCAGGCCACUGGAUGUGCUUGUUUGCAAUGCUGCAGUUUACUUGCCAACUGCUAGUGAACCCACAUACACUGCUGAAGGCUUUGAACUCAGUGUUGGGACAAACCAUCUGGGACAUUUCCUCCUUUCACGCCUCUUGCUUGAGGACUUGAACAAAUCUGAUUACCCUUCAAAGCGAUUGAUCAUUGUUGGCUCAAUCACAGGAAACACCAACACAUUGGCUGGAAAUGUGCCACCCAAGGCUAACCUCGGUGACUUGAGGGGACUAGCUGGGGGCUUGAAUGGACUAAACACUUCAGCCAUGAUAGAUGGAGGAUCCUUUGAUGGUGCAAAGGCCUACAAGGACAGCAAAGUCUGCAACAUGCUCACCAUGCAAGAAUUCCACAGAAGGUACCAUGAAGAAACUGGAAUCACAUUUGCUUCCCUUUACCCUGGUUGCAUUGCCACAACAGGGUUGUUCAGAGAACACAUUCCCUUGUUCAGACUUCUCUUCCCUCCCUUCCAAAAGUACAUAACCAAAGGCUUUGUCUCAGAAGAUGAAUCAGGAAAGAGACUUGCACAGGUUGUGAGUGAUCCAAGCCUAACAAAAUCAGGUGUUUACUGGAGCUGGAACAAGGCUUCUGCUUCAUUUGAAAACCAAUUGUCACAAGAGGCCAGUGAUGUAGAUAAGGCUCGCAAGGUUUGGGAGAUUAGUGAGAAACUUGUUGGUUUGGCUUAAGUGGAAGAAGCUUUCAACACUCAUCUUGAUUCAGGGACAUUUGUCAUGGAGUUCAGUAACAUCUCAGAAGAGUUUAGACCCUUUUCUGAUGCGUUUCUUAGAUGCUUUUUUUUUUUCUUCUAGCUGCUAACUCCUCGUGUCGAUGAAUCUUUCAACUAUGAGGCCAAGUGCACAUGAACUAUAGAGAAAUCGAAUACCCAUGCAUGUUGUCUAUAAUCAAUGUCAUUGCCUAUCUUGGGUCAGCAUUUGGUCCUGUUUUUUUCA
Cajanus cajan (pigeon pea) is the source of this 1536-nucleotide messenger RNA. Its product is annotated as protochlorophyllide reductase, chloroplastic. Gene Ontology annotation, molecular function: protochlorophyllide reductase activity. NCBI's taxonomy places the organism in Eukaryota, Viridiplantae, Streptophyta, Magnoliopsida, Fabales, Fabaceae. The record is from RefSeq and is a predicted model, not a curated record.